AUGUUUUGUCGUCCAUUGAGAAGAAGUGCCAUAAAUCUUAAACCAAGAUCUGUCAAGUCAUCAUCAAGAAGAUUCUCAACUUCCUCCUUCUCUGCAAACCCUUCAUCAACCGGAUCAGACAUCCCUUAUAAAUAUAAUAUAGCAGUCGCUUAUCAGCCGAAGGAAAGAGAUGAAAAUAAGUUUGUGAAUCAGUUCUUCAAGUUCAAAAAAGUUGAUUCCCCAACUGGUGAAGAUAAUUAUUUUAUUGCACAAAGAUCCCAAGAUCAAGUAGCCGUUGGUGUUGCGGAUGGUGUUGGUGGCUGGGCUGAAUUAGGAUAUGACUCAAGUGCUAUAUCGAGAGAAUUAUGUAAAGCUAUUGAAAAAGGUUAUUUACAAGCCAAAGAUCAAGAUGGGUCUUCAUAUCCACAGUAUUUAUUAGAUGAAGCUUUUAAAACCAUAAAGAAGGAACAAAUUGUAAAAGUUGGUGGUACAACUGCAUGCCUUGGUGCUUUCCAACCAGAUGGAAUACUAAGAGUGGCAAAUUUAGGUGAUUCAUGGUGUGGGAUCUUUAGAGAAAAUAAAUUAAUCGCAGAGACAAAAGUUCAAACUCAUGGAUUCAAUACUCCAUAUCAACUAGCUAUAAUUCCAAAAGAAUUAUUGGAAAAACAAGAUAACAGAUUUAUAAUGGAUAAGCCAUUGGAUGCAGAUGAAUACGAAUUCAAAGUUAUGCAAAAUGAUAUUGUUCUUUUCGCUACAGAUGGUGUUAUUGAUAACAUUGAUAUUAAAGAUAUUGAAUUAUUCUUGAAGGAUAAUCAAGAUAAAGAUCUUUCAACAAUAUCAAAGACAUUUGUCAAAGAAGUUAACAAAUUGAGUGUUGAUGAAAAUUUCCCAUCUGUUUUCAGCCAAGAGCUGUCAAAAUUAACUGGACAAUUUUACACUGGUGGUAAAGAAGAUGACAUUACCGUUGUCUUUGUCAAAGUUGAUCAAUAG
Molecule: messenger RNA, 969 nt
Organism: Hansenula anomala
Lineage: Eukaryota; Fungi; Ascomycota; Saccharomycetes; Phaffomycetales; Wickerhamomycetaceae
Gene: PTC7
Product: type 2C protein phosphatase PTC7
Exons: 2
Coding region: 1-969 (322 amino acids)
Source: RefSeq, a predicted model, not a curated record